AUACAGUUGUGCAAGAAAUAGAUGCAUAUAGAGAAGUUAAUCAAACUCAUAUUCCUACAGAAAAAACACUUAAUGAUACACAGAUUGUUGAAACUAUAUUAGCAGAACAAUUGGAGUACGAGCAGAGUGAUCCAGAUGAUUCUGACAAAGAACUGCCAAAAAUCACUGCUGCUGAAGAAAUAAGUGGGUUGAAAAGUUUUAUAUUGUUUGCUAAACAACAAAUAUGUGACGAUUUCUUUUUAAAUAAUAAUGAUUUAAAA
This is a messenger RNA of Scutellospora calospora, 260 nucleotides long. The record is from the annotation of a GenBank genome assembly. Lineage: Eukaryota; Fungi; Glomeromycota; Glomeromycetes; Diversisporales; Gigasporaceae.